Bactrocera oleae (olive fruit fly) is the source of this 3039-nucleotide messenger RNA. RefSeq names its product Tudor domain containing 3 (gene Tdrd3). Gene Ontology annotation, biological process: mRNA processing. NCBI's taxonomy places the organism in Eukaryota, Metazoa, Arthropoda, Insecta, Diptera, Tephritidae. Gene Ontology annotation, molecular function: RNA binding; protein binding. Gene Ontology annotation, cellular component: cytoplasm; nucleus. The record is from RefSeq and is a predicted model, not a curated record.
UAUUAUUACACCAUGACAUUUUCAGUUGUACUUUUUUUGUGGGCAUUUUCUACAAAUUAAAGAUUUGUAAAUUUUAAUUAUUAAAAAAUGGAAUUAGGUAAAAAGUUGUUGGAGCAAGGCUGGCACAUAACUGAUGAAGGUAUUAAAAAAGUUAUUGCUGCAGCUUCCAAUGGAGAUGGUACGGAAGUCAUUGAUCUCCGAAAUCUAAUUGCUAUCAUAAUGAAUUUGGAUUUUCGAGAAAUCGCUGGUGGCGCUCUUCCUAGUAAAAGAGACAAUAGUAUUCCUGGUCCAAUUGUUCUCCAAGUGCAAAAAAUAAGGAAUAUAUCUGCGCCAAAAUCAAACGAGGAAUCGAAAACCGCUCCAAGAUUUUUACAAUUGGAAUUGACUGAUGGUCAAACAACAAUCCAUGCCUUAGAACUAGAAGAUAUUUCGACAUUGGACAUGAACAUACCACCGGGAACAAAAAUUUAUUUUCGCUCCGAACGACUUAAUUUAAUGCAAGGUUUUUUAAUCUUACGUUCUUCAGAACUACAGGUUUUAGGUGGUAGAGUUGAGGCAAUGGUGGAAAAAUGGGAGCUGGCACGUACUAUGUUAAAAUAUGCUGAAAGUGGACGUAGAAUGAGCGGAGCUAAUUGUCCGCCGCCAUGGAUACCCUUUGGAAGAAAACUAGAAAAUUCACUUGCAAAUGAGCGUAACUUUAAAAGUUUACAAGGUGCAGGAUCAGAUGGAAAGGAAAUAAAAGAGAACGAGGAGUUUAAUACCAUGCGUAACGAAGCAAUAGCAGAAGCUAGCAAAACUGGCCCAAAAAAGAUCUUUGGUGGGGGCGGGCAACAAAUGCUGGAUCACAAUGUUAAAAAAAUACUUGAAAAAGGUUUCAGUGAAGAAGAUGCGAAACAGGCCUUGCGUACUACUAAUAAUAAUUUGGAACGUGCUCUAUAUAACUUAAAACGUCGCGGAGAAAUCAAAAAAGUGGAAGAAAAUGGAAAUGGAAGGGAAAAUUUCAAAAAUACUCAAGCUAGUUCAUUUUUAUCAGCACGAGAAAUGGGAUCUGGAAAACGCGUAGGGCCAUUGGCAAAAAAAGAGGCAAUUGGGGCGAAACCAGCAGGAAAUGUAUCCCUUUUUGAUUUCUUGACUGAUAAAUUACCAGUAGAUACUGGAUCGACUAGUUAUCCGGCAUAUUCAAGAUCUACUACGAAUAUUCCUGACGAGUCGACAAGAUCAAAUAAAUUUGAAAAAAUUAAGAAGGAAGCACUCAAACCUAGUAGUACUGAAAAGAAAACAGCUGAAAACAUUGUUCACUCUAAUUCUAACACAUUGCAUGGAAGAUUUGAAAAUACUAUGUCUAGCAGUUUUGCCGCUAACCGCUCGACUGGCCCAGUAAAUGUACGACAAAGAAGUGAUCGUGGUAACACCAAUAUUAGGGAAGGACGUAGUUUUAAUGAAAGGAUGAAGAGUACAUUGACUUUUAAUCCGUUUAAAGAUCCUGGAAAUGACCGUAAUACGGAGACUAUUCGUUCUUCCAGUAGUCCCUCCUCAAGUAAUAAUCCAAAUACAAACCAAGGUCGUAAUAACCGGGAAUCGUAUGACCGAGGAAGAAUUGCUAAUCCUUCAAGUGAAGAUUUACCUGAAAGUGGAGCCAGUAAUUAUGCAAACAAGAGAGGAAACGAAAAACAACAGCAGAGAAAUCAUGGAGGAGCAGAACAUAUCAGCGGACACAAUGAAAACAGAAGCCGAUUUACCAACAAACGUGAAAAUAGCAAUCAACAUCAAAAUAAUAAUACUUAUAGUAAAAAUAGUAGUACAACUAAAAGCACAGCUACGGUAAAUUCAAACGCUAGUAAUGCCAAUCAAAUGAAUAAAUUAAUUGAAGACACUUCCAAACUGAAAAUUUCUGCUUCCGGUCGUAGUCACACAACGACCGGUAGCACAACUGGUGAAUUUCAUUCUAACUUGCAACAAUCUGAGAGUGCUUUGCAAAAUUUCGGAGCGAGUCAGCCAAAUCAAAUACAAAGCUCUACACAAGCUAAUAAUGGUUAUUCUUACGACACAAGUAAAAUAAUUGGUUUUCAAAACAAACAAACAAAUGAAUUUGCUAUGACGUUGUUGAAGAGCCAAGGUUCAUCAAAGUCAGUUUUAUAUGCCCAACUACCACAGCAACCUUCGUCAUCUCGUUUACAACCACCGUUUCAAAUGAAUUCGUGUGUCUCUCCUACAAGUGACUGUUCGGUACCCACCCCACCGAUAACAUCAACUGUAGCACCAAUCCCAAGUCAUUUUGGAAUGGUACAAGGUGAUGGCUGGCACUGGAAAAUUGGAGAUCUCUGUUUUGCUAAAUACUGGGAUGAUGGACGGUAUUAUGAAGCUGAAGUAACCGCGGUGUCCGAGAAAACAUGUGUAGUAUUUUUCCUUGGAUAUGGAAACCACGAGGAAGUUUUAAAAACUGAUUGUCUGCCUAUAACCGAUGGCAACCAUUGUCCUGUGAAUUAUAACAGUUCCUUGCCUUAUCAGCAAUCACUUCAAGGAAAAUCCAAUGCAAUAUCUCCAAUUCAUUCACCUCUACAAAUCCAACAGGGUGCGUAUCAACGCGGCGGUGGGGGCACGCCACGUUUUCGAAGUGAGAGGCAAAUGUAUGUGCCACCACACAAACGUGAAAAUUGACAGAUGAUAAAAUAUAAACAAUAAAUGUAUUUCAAUCGCAACAGCAGCGAAUUCAGUAUUUAUUAAAAUGAACACUGUUAAAGAAAUAUUCACAUUAGACUAAAACUAUGAAUUAAGUAUGCCCUUAGAAGACAGGCGAGUUAAAUUUCUUCACAAGACCGUUGAUAAAAAAAAGAAAAUAAAAAAAAAACAUAUAAACAUCAGAAUUAUGAAAUUAUGUAAAAAUUUUUCAAAUAUAUUAAUUAGAACACGUUCAAUAUUACAAUGUAUGCAUGAUUCUCAAUUUGAUUUUAUUACUUUGAAUUCACAUUUACAUAACAAUUAGCCUAGAUGGCAUAAAAUACAAAAAAAAUAAAUUGCAUUAGUAGAAGUCAAGGAAAA